AAAUAGAUUUGGUGCGAUGUUUUAGUUAAGACAUUCAUCGCGAGUCGUUUGGCAGGAAAUAUAAUAGAAUUUGAGCAUAAUCAUAACAAAACAUUUCCCUCCGAAACGAACUACAAUCGACAUCCUAAAUUACUGUGCGUGCGUUAUCCUAAACUAUUCGGAGUACAAGAUAGUGAUCCAAAUUCUAAUGCGUUUAAUGUGAAUGCUGAAAACACGGUAUCUCAUUGUGGCGGAGUGAAUGCCCAAGGAUCUUCCAACAACAGCUCGUUGCCGAAACCAGCAAGUGAAGCUCCAGAGAAUCCAAUAUCAAGCCUGUUGAAUAUGGAUGCUAUUCCCAGCAAUUUUCAGAUCGGUUGUACCGAAAUCGAAGUAGUAACAAUGCCGACUGAUCAGGAAGGGCGCAAUCAACAGUUAGCACAUCCUUCGUUGCCUUCUGGUGUAUCCUUCAGUGAAUCUACAGACGAUGGGAACGAUCAAAACGAAGAUGUUGAAAACACAUUUAAUGCUACGGCAGUACCACGAUAUACUCUUGCUUCUCUCAAACCUCUUUUUAAUCUUGAUUCUCACAGCACUUCAACGGAAAAUGAAUCAGUAUCGAAAGUAGAGCAGUUGUUGAUCGAUACCAACCGGAAACUCGACUUGGUGCUAGAGAAACUGAGUCAAAUGGACCGUAGGAUGAUAUUACAUGAAAAACAAAUUAAUUUGUUGGAGAAAAAAGUCGAUAUGCAUUUGUCCUUAGGUGUAGUACCGGAAGAGAGAACAGACAAAGCAGCUCUACAUUCUAGAAGAUCAAGUGAAAGCAGUCUAGAUAAUUCGUUAUCAUUAUUUUCGCCGGUAUCGUGUUUGUUGGACUUGGAAAAUCUGGAAGAGUUAGCUAAGGAUAAGAACUAUGUUAAUUGUGUGAAAACUCAUAUCCAAGGUAUAUUAGGUACCCGAAGAAUGACACAAACAUCCGCCUUGCACCAACAAAAUAUGUCAGGUAACACAAGAACAGGACAAACUUAUUGUUUGCAAAUAGUGGAUCUUUUUUUUACCAGAUUUUUCAUGACUCAAUGCACAUGGACAGGAAUAAGUAUCAAGUCAGUUGCUGGAAAGAAAAUUGCUUUAAAAGAUUUUGUUCAUGUAAUUGAUAUGUUUUACGAGACUGUGCACUAUGUCGAUCCUACGUUUACUAAAGAAGACACAGAAUCUUUCUUGAAACAGGUCCUUGAAAGAGCUAGAGUACGAUUCGAAAGCGGCCCUCCAAAACGUAAACCAGGUAGUCGCUGCAGAAAAACCCCAAAAAAGCAUAUUUCAACAAACACCGAAUCAAUCGAUAGCGAUGAAAUGGAAGAGAGUGAAGGCAAAGCAGCUAUAGAGUCUAGUAGAUCAAAUGGAAACAGUGUAGAUACUACAUUUUCAUUGUUUUCACCGGUAUCAUGUUUGUUGGACUUGGAAAAUCUGGAAGAGUUAGCUAAGGAUAAGAACUAUGUUAAUUGUGUGAAAACUCAUAUACAAGGUAUAUUAGGUACCCGAAGAAUGACACAAACAUCCGCCUUGCACCAACAAAAUAUGUCAGGUAACACAAGAACAGGACAAACUUAUUGUUUGCAAAUAGUGGAUCUUUUUUUUACCAGAUUUUUCAUGACUCAAUGCACAUGGACGGGGAUAGGUAUCAAGUCAGUUACUGGAAAGAAAAUUGCUUUAAAAGAUUUUGUUCAUGUAAUUGAAAUGUUUUACAAGACUGUGCACUAUGUUUACCCUACGUUUACUAAAAACGAUGCGGAAUCGUUCUUGAAACAAAUGCUUUCACAUGCUAAAAAACGAUUCGAAAAUGGUCCUCCAAAAUUAAAACCAAGAAGUCGCUGCAGAAAAGCUCUAAGAAGGAAUAUUUUAAUGAACGCCGAAUCGAUCGAUAGCGAUGAAAUGGAAGAGAGAAAAAACAAAGCAGCUCUAGAGCCUAGUAGAUCAAUUAGAAGUACUCUAGAUAGUUCGUUUUCAUUGUUUUCACCAGUAUCGUGUUUGUUGGACUUGGAAAACCUGGAAGAGUUAGCUAAGGAUAAGAACUACGUUAAUUGUGUGAAAACCCAUGUACAAGGUAUGUUAGGUACUAGAAGAAUAACACUGCAACAAAGUAUGGCAGAUAACAAUAGAAUAGGACGAACAUAUUGCUUGCGAAUAGUGGAUCUUUUUUUUACCAGAUUUUUCAUGACCCAAUGCACAUGGACAGGAAUAGGUAUCAAGCCAUGUACUGGAAAGAAAAUUGCUUUAAAGGAUUUUGUUCAUGUAAUUGAUAUGUUUUACGAGACUGUGCACUAUGUCUACCCUACGUUUACUAAAACUGAUGCGCAAUCGUUCUUGAAACAGAUGCUUUCACAUGCUAAACAACGGUUUGAAAAUGGUCCUCCAAAACGUAAACCAGGUAGUCGCUGCAGAAAAACGCCAAAAAAGAUUAUUUUAACAAAUACCGAAUCGAUCGACAGCGUUGAAACGUAUGAAAGAAUGAAUUUGCUUCCUUUAGAUAUAAAAUCAGAGCUGGUAGAGGUUUGUUGGGAGGAAAAGACGAAUGAAUUGCUGUAAAACUUGAAUUUUGAAACGUAUCAAAUAAGUGCAAAUGCUGCGGAUGUUGGCUCUGAACGUGUCCAAAUGGAAAAUAAAGGAUUUAAAUAAAUAAGAUAUGAUUUUGAUGUUUCACACUUUUUCUGUUAGGCGGUUUGAAUGAUAGAUUUACAUUUUUUUGUAUUUGUAUACCCGGGGAUCAGGGUGGGACCCCUUUUAAAAUGUUUAUAAUUUUAGAGGUAGAACAUCUCACAAUAAUUUACGCUGAUAAUGUUCGUUGCUGUUGAAAUACCGUUGCAGGAAGUGUAAAUAGAUUUGGUGCGAUGUUUUAGUUAAGACAUUUAUCGAAGGUUGUUUGGCAGGAAAUAUAAUAGAAUUUGAGCAUAAUCAUAACAAAACAUUUCCCUCCGAAACGAACUACAAUCGACAUCCUAAAUUACUGUGCGUGCGUUAUCCUAAACUAUUCGGAGUACAAGAUAGUGAUCCAAAUUCUAAUGCGUUUAAUGUGAAUGCUGAAAACACGGUAUCUCAUUGUGGCGGAGUGAAUGCCCAAGGAUCUUCCAACAACAGCUCGUUGCCGA
Anopheles darlingi is the source of this 3119-nucleotide messenger RNA. RefSeq lists its product as uncharacterized. Lineage: Eukaryota; Metazoa; Arthropoda; Insecta; Diptera; Culicidae. The record is from RefSeq and is a predicted model, not a curated record. Bases 322 to 2559 code for a protein of 745 amino acids. The transcript is spliced from 3 exons.